ACCCUUUAGAGGCGAGGUCGCAGUGCGUGGGAAAGUUGCGGGUAGUAGACGUGCCACGUCUGCUGGGAAGGGAGAGUCAUGAACUUGCCCGAGGCCGUCGCCCUGGAGCCAUCAGCUACAUCCUUAACUCUAUGAGGUCCGGGGUCCUCUCUCUGUGUUUGUAGGAACUUCUGCUCCAGCGACAUGAGGCUCUUCUUGUGGAACUCGGUCCUGGCGCUGUUGGUCACUUCCCUGAGUGGGGCGCUGAUCCCCGAGCCAGAAGUGAAGGUCGAAGUGCUCCAGAAGCCGUUCAUCUGCCAUCGCAAGACCAAGGGGGGCGACUUGAUGUUGGUCCACUACGAAGGCUACUUAGAAAAGGAUGGCUCUUUAUUUCACUCCACCCACAAACAUAACAAUGGUCAGCCCAUUUGGUUUACCCUGGGCAUCCUGGAGGCUCUCAAAGGUUGGGACCAGGGCUUGAAGGGAAUGUGUGUGGGAGAGAAGAGAAAGCUCGUCAUUCCUCCUGCCCUGGGCUAUGGGAAAGAAGGAAAAGGUAAAAUACCCCCAGAGAGCACACUGAUAUUUAACAUCGACCUCCUGGAGAUUCAAAAUGGACCAAGAUCCCAUGAAUCAUUCCAAGAAAUGGAUCUUAAUGACGACUGGAAACUCUCUAAAGAUGAGGUUAAAGUGUAUUUGAAGAAGGAGUUUGAAAAGCACGGUGCGGUAGUGAAUGAAAGUCAUCAUGAUGUUUUGGUGGAGGAUAUUUUUGAUAAAGAAGAUGAAGACAAGGAUGGAUUUAUAUCUGCCAGAGAAUUUACAUAUAAACAUGACGAGUUAUAGAGAUACAUCUGCCCCUUUUAUAUAGCAGCCAUCUUUAAAGAGCGGGCAACCGUCUUUAAAGAAAGUCUUAUUUUUUAACAUUGUUUUAUUCCGUUCUUGCUUUGUUUUUUAAAAUUUUUUACGUAUUUUUUUCUGAAUGUUAUUUAAAGAACCCUUUAGGGUUUCUAAGUACCCAUUUCUUUCUUGUGAAUUACUGGGAAGAAAAAAUGUUUUUAUCUUUGAAUAAGGAGAAUUCUGGACCAUUUUCUACUUUCACCUAUGAAGUCUUAUUUGUAACUUUAAGUAACUUUAAAAUAUUACAAUGGGGACCUUGCCCAAGAUAAGAGCAAGUAUAGCACAAAUCAGUGCCCUCUGUUUCUGCUUCCCCCCAUUUUCACUAAGUUAGACACUGACAUUUGCAAAGCCUUUUGCAAUAACCCAAAGCUUACUAUUUUCAUGUUAUAAUGGAAGUAUUAUCUGCCUUUGAGUCUCUGCUUGAAGCAACAGGAAGAUGGUUGUUGAACUUUACUUGUUAACAGUUACUGCUUUACUGAGGAGAUGUGCAAUGCUGAAGUGAUGGACAAGUUAAUGACUUACAAGUGUGUAUACAUUGAACAUUCUGCCCAGAACUUAAGCUAUGGUAUAAGGCUUGGUUCCUGAUUGCUACUGACUUAUCAUGAUAAAUAGAACAAAUUAUUUAUGUUUGUUUCUUCCUAAUAAAAUGUGUCAAAAUAUUGUAGAUGAGGUA
Myotis lucifugus (little brown bat) is the source of this 1546-nucleotide messenger RNA. RefSeq names its product FK506 binding protein 14 (gene FKBP14). Gene Ontology annotation, molecular function: calcium ion binding; peptidyl-prolyl cis-trans isomerase activity. The coding region runs from base 184 to 819 and encodes 211 amino acids. NCBI's taxonomy places the organism in Eukaryota, Metazoa, Chordata, Mammalia, Chiroptera, Vespertilionidae. The transcript has 4 exons. The record is from RefSeq and is a predicted model, not a curated record.